CAGUGCUCUUUGAGGCCCCCAGGGCCCACUACCAAACAGACAUCCCUGCAACUAUUUCUCAUAUUUUCUUGAGUAAUCUCAUUUGCUAUUGUGCUCGUCCAAUCGCUGUACACUCCCUUGCUCGCAAAACGUUUAACUUCCCUGACAUUUUUAUUUCACCAUUAUCGUUUUUUCACACGUCUUGGCGCCAGGAAUCUUUUGGUGUUCAUGUUUUAUUUUGGGACUACACUUCGCUAUGGUUAUUCAGAAAAGGUGGCCCGCGAAUACAGCAGUAGGAUUUGAAUGAAGCGAAGACAGGCGUUGAGGAAGUAUCGAACCUGGUACCCGCUUUCCCCCUUUCUAAAGCUUGCCUUAAACUACAAUGCCGGAUAAGGCUACCGAGAAUCAGAAUCCUUCGUCUGGAAGGGUCACUUCCUUUUUAAUCGAACAUUUGUUGGGAUCUGAAAACAAGGAAGGCAAACAGCAGAAAACGGACAGGACUGUAGAUGAUGACCCCGAGGAGUCACCCUUACAAAGCGCCCUGUGUAGCGGCCAUUGCGCUGCAGUUUGCUGCCAGGUCUCAGCAGUGGCAUUCAGCACUGCCCAGCUGUACCCUCUCAGGGAAAAUAGCCGAACAUUGGAGUGGUACAGAGCCAAGGCUCCACCGACUUAUAUACGAUGCACCACUAUUCCAUACAGUAAUGAUCGCGAUUCCCCCUUCCCUCUAGAAUCGUCCGAAAGACAAGAGAGUGCCUGUAGCAAUGAAGAAGACAACCUCAGCCCUACGGACCAGAAGGAGGAACCUAGUAAUAGAGAAGAUGGUGCUGCAGAUCUCGACUCCUCGGACCCCAAAUCUGCCAGAAAGAAAAAGACCCGUACUGUAUUUAGCAGGAGCCAGGUAUUUCAGCUCGAAUCGACCUUUGACAUGAAGAGAUACCUGAGCAGCUCGGAAAGGGCGGGACUAGCAGCUUCCCUUCAUCUUACAGAAACUCAGGUGAAGAUUUGGUUCCAGAACCGCAGAAACAAAUGGAAAAGGCAGUUGGCUGCAGAUCUUGAAGCAGCAAACAUUUCCCACGCUGCGCAAAGAAUAGUGCGGGUCCCCAUUUUAUAUCAUGAGAACUCAGCACCCUGUACUAGUGCCAUAGGAUUCCCCCUGCCUCACAUGUCACCACCACUGGUGGGCUACUCUAGUUCUGUGACCUACCCCAUCACCACCUUUCCUAAUUCCGUUCCAGUUCUCAGAUCUCAGAUGACCGGUCUAGUGUGACUGAAGUGACUAGGAAAAUAUUGUGGACCGAAAAACUCCUUGAUAUGCAAUGCUUAAUUUUUUUGUUACAAGUGUUAAGUGCAAUAGAACUCUCAGGUGAUAGCAAAUUACAUUUUAAUGGUAAGAUCAGAAAUCCAUAAGGACAAGGAUGGUGUAGUCACAUCCAAUUUAACCGGAUUAAUGUAUUCUGUGAACGCUUCCCGAAAUAUCACAAGGCGAUUGUUUAUUGGUAUAGGUAUAUCACUGCGUUUAAUAAUCUGUAGUUUUAUAAUGCACAGCAAGGGGCCAACGCAAGGUAAUGCAUCAACAGGGGUUUGCUUCGCGCAUUUAUUAAUGCUGGGAUAUUCCAUCAUAUCAAUAAUACUCCUUUCACAUAUCUACAUUUUCAAUUUUCUACUUAUAACAAUACUUAUGGUUGAAAAUAAAAACAUGUAAGAGAAAUCUUUGUGGUUUGUUUUGCAAGUACUGAAACUGUGUAUUUAUGCUAUUUUGAAUAUUCCUAAUUUGAUAAAGAAACAAACAUUUAUUCCUGAUUUAUAGUUAGAAAAUAUAUAAAUUUCCACCAACACAUGCUUCUCUUUGUUUAUGCCUAAAAUUUAA
Messenger RNA from Protopterus annectens (West African lungfish), 1846 nucleotides. It is a transcript of the gene HMX1, whose product is annotated as H6 family homeobox 1. Lineage: Eukaryota; Metazoa; Chordata; Ceratodontiformes; Protopteridae. The coding region runs from base 362 to 1246 and encodes 294 amino acids. The transcript has 2 exons. Gene Ontology annotation, cellular component: nucleus. The record is from RefSeq and is a predicted model, not a curated record. Gene Ontology annotation, biological process: regulation of transcription by RNA polymerase II; negative regulation of DNA-templated transcription. Gene Ontology annotation, molecular function: RNA polymerase II transcription regulatory region sequence-specific DNA binding; DNA-binding transcription factor activity, RNA polymerase II-specific.